Messenger RNA from Peronospora farinosa, 2154 nucleotides. The record is from the annotation of a GenBank genome assembly. NCBI's taxonomy places the organism in Eukaryota, Oomycota, Peronosporomycetes, Peronosporales, Peronosporaceae.
AUGUCGGGAGAAAUUCGUGCAAAGGACAAUAAAUCGUCGCUGAGUCAUCGUGCCCAACAGAAAUAUAAUGGUGGUAAAUACGAAGAAGCUGUGGAUGCACUGGAGAAGCUUGUGGAGGAAAUUGAUCCUCGUCAAGACUUUAAAGUUCGCCACAAUCUGGCACUGGCCCGUUUUGCCGCGGGUUUAGACACGCCUGACCAGCUGCAGCUCGCGCUCAAGCAGAAUCUUCGAACGCAAUUGCAGGAACACGACAAGAAGAAUAAAUCUGCUCCAGCUGCUGCAGGAGAUUCGAUUAACGGGGAAGACGCUGCUGCUUCCGUCGCAGAGAGCAGUGGAUCCUUCUCCAUUGAACGAGAGGUGGCCUAUCUGCGGUACAACUAUGCAGCCGCCUUGUUCCUUUCCAAGCAGUACGCACAGGCAAGCUCAGCGCUGGAAGCAGUAAUGCGCAAUGUGGAUCCCAUUGAUGAAAAUGUGGCAAUGCACGCCAGUUUUUUGUAUUUGGACGUCAUUCUGCACAGCAGCAGGGGAUGCGUAAGUACAGAGAGGGAGCGUGCUACGGCGAUUAAGAAGGCACAGAGCAUUUUGGCGUUUUUGGACAAACCGCAUCGGUUUAAUACGGUGCAUGAGCCACCUGAUCAUUUGGUACAGCGUGACGCUAAUGGCAACGUGGUGGAGACAGAGACGCAGAGGAAGAGCCGAUGGGAUGUCACGGAGUUUCGCUUUCGGCUGCAUCUGUAUCGCGCCAAGUUCAUGCUGCUACAGUGUAACUUGAAGACAGCGAAAAAAGAGGUAAAGUCUGCGCUGGAGAUCUUCCAGAAGGAAAUUAAGACGCACGAUAGGGGAGAUGUUGCUGCGAUAUCGUCAUCUACACUUGCUAUGGAGUCAGAGAAAACGAGCGCGGCUAUUGGGCAUCCGUGCCUUGUGGUGCAGAACUCCACGGCGCUGUUCUUGAAAGCGAACCUGGAAUAUUUAAAGAAGAACUACAAGAAAUGUAUUAAGCUUCUUGCAUCGUGUACACAGAAGGCCGUGAGCGAGAGUGUUGUGUUGAAUAAUAUGGGCUGCAUCCACUAUCAAAUGGGACAGCGAAAGGCGGCACAGUCAUACUUUGCCAGAGCACUGCAAGCUACCACAAGGGCCACAAAGAUGGACGCGGUUGUCAUUGUAAGUUCUUGCCACCAUGAAAUUAUGUACAAUAAUGGUCUACACCUGUUGCUUCAAGGCGAGUACGCGCUGGCGUUCCGGUGCUUCCACGAGUCGUCGCGGCUGUACUUUAAUCGUCCCAAGCUGUGGCUUCGCCUUGGGGAGUGCUGUACGGCGGCAUUUGCCAAGGAGCAGAAAUUGGCAGUAGUAGCUGGAAACAAAAGCGGUUUGAUUCAGGGAAUUGUAGGCACUGGUUCACACCGACGUGUUCUGCUUCCCACCAGCUUGCCGUCUGCGGCAUCGCAAGACAUUAAGCUCCCUGAGAAAAACAGCAAUGACAAUGGUACUCGUGGGGCAUCUACCGAUGCUGGUGAUACAGAUGGCUCACCGACAAUGAGUCUCCCAUUUGGCGCAAAGUGCUUCAAGAACGUAGUUUUGCUUUGCAAUCAACUUUUGGGUUCCAGAAAUGUGAACGGACACGUUGAUACUGCAGUAGGUGUUGCUGAUGCAACCGACAGCGAAGCUCUCGGCACAGAGGCUCUUGACAUGUUGCGUCAAAAGGCUCUCAUCAACUUGUCGUAUGUCUAUCUGUCGAUGUACGAUCCUCAGCUUGCAAUUACAAGUGCAAAGGAGUUGCUGGCUUUGCCCACUUGCUCGAAGGCAAACAGCUUUUUGGCGCGAUCGUAUACUGCAGAGGCUCUAUGCUUGCUUUCUCGGGCAUCCGAAGCGACGGAUGUGUUACAGUCUGAGCGAGAUUUGAUUGAGAUGGCUGAAGAGUACGCACGGGAAGCAAAGCUCCAGUUGUCACGAGCCCGAGCUAGUGUCCAUGUGAAUACUGCAACCUCACUUCUGUUGCAGGGACGCAACCCGGAAGCAGAAGAAAGCGUGACGCGUGCUGUGAGGGAAAACCCAAAUUGUCGCGAAUCGCUUGAGCUAUUAGUGUAUGUGCUGCUGAAGAAAGGUGACACGAAAAAAGCACUUCGUGUGCUGAAAGAGGCUCAGGUGGUGCAAUAA